Messenger RNA from Chanos chanos (milkfish), 1787 nucleotides. It is a transcript of the gene nr4a1, whose product is annotated as nuclear receptor subfamily 4, group A, member 1. Gene Ontology annotation, molecular function: RNA polymerase II cis-regulatory region sequence-specific DNA binding; nuclear glucocorticoid receptor binding; nuclear receptor activity. The record is from RefSeq and is a predicted model, not a curated record. NCBI's taxonomy places the organism in Eukaryota, Metazoa, Chordata, Actinopteri, Gonorynchiformes, Chanidae. The coding region runs from base 66 to 1787 and encodes 573 amino acids. The transcript is spliced from 7 exons. Gene Ontology annotation, cellular component: nucleus; transcription regulator complex. Gene Ontology annotation, biological process: regulation of transcription by RNA polymerase II; cellular response to corticotropin-releasing hormone stimulus.
CACAGAUGUUGAUCCACCUCUUGGAAUACGGACGUUCAGUCCCUAAUAAGAAUUAACCUGCAGACAUGACCUGUGUUCAGAGUCAACAUGGUAUCAAAUCAUAUGAAACUACUCACUGCACCUCAGAGUUUGUGAACCCUGACUUCACUUCUGGACUGGUGAUGGACCUGAGUGACCCACGGGAGCAGGUCUCAGCGCAGUCCUUACCAAGCAUCACUUCCCUGGUUGGAAGCUAUGUAGGCGAGUUUGACACUUACUCGUGCCAGAUUGCUACUGCGGCAAUGCCCACAUGCACUGGCAACACCACUGGACAAGAAUCUUUGAAGCUGGAUGACUUUCAGGUUUAUGGCUGCUAUCCAGGUUCAUUCGCACUGAGUUACCUCGAUGACACAGUUUCUUCAGGUAGCUCAAACUGCUUUGGAAGUCCGGCCUCAGUUCCAUCGCCCUCUACUCCAGGCUUCCAGUCAGGCUCGGCCUGGGAUGCAACCUUUGGUUCCUGCUCACCUGGUCCUUUGGGCUGGGGAUCAGACAAGACGCUGCUGUCACAGGCUCCGUCUUUCUUCACGUUUGGGACUGUUGCAGGAGAAGACCUGUCUCCUAUGGGCCCGCUGCAACCACAGCUCCCAGACCAGGAUGUCUUCUCUCAUGCAUCCCAGCAUGGCUCACCACAUCCCUACAGCCCUUUAGGGAUGGAACAGAGUGGUCUGAACAGAUCUCCACUUAUGGAGGGUCACCUGUCACCUAAAGCACGAAGUCCCUCGGGGAAUGCGGGACGCUGCGCUGUGUGUGGAGACAAUGCCUCCUGUCAGCAUUAUGGUGUUCGCACCUGUGAGGGAUGUAAAGGGUUUUUCAAGCGUACUGUACAGAAAAAUGCCAAGUACGUGUGCCUUGCCAAUAAGGACUGCCCAGUGGACAAAAGGAGGCGGAACAGAUGCCAGUUCUGCCGCUUCCAGAAGUGCCUGUCUGUGGGAAUGGUGAAAGAAGUUGUACGUACAGACAGUUUGAAAGGGAGACGGGGUCGCUUGCCUUCAAAACCAAAAACAGUUCAGGACUCCUCAUCCACUGGUUCCCCUGUGAACAUUAUUGCCUCUCUAGUCACCGCUCAUAUCGACUCUAAUCCAGCUAUUGGGAAACUGGACUAUUCGAAGUAUCAGGAAACCGUGGCAAACAUUUCUGAGAAGGAAGAUGCGAAUGACAUCCAGCAGUUUUAUGACCUGCUAACAGAAUCUUUGGAGGUGAUCAGGAAGUGGGCUGAGAGCAUUCCAGGAUUCGGUGCUUUCUGUAAGGAAGAUCAGGAGCUUCUCCUUGAGUCAGCCUUUGUCGAACUCUUCAUACUACGACUAGCCUACAGGUCUAACCCUGAGACUGACAAGCUGAUCUUCUGCAAUGGUGUGGUCCUCCACCGAACUCAGUGUGUACGAGGUUUUGGAGACUGGAUUGACUCAAUACUGGAGUUCUCUCAGAGCCUUCAUCGCCUGAACCUGGAUGUAUCCUCUUUCUCCUGUCUUGCCACCUUGGUCAUUAUCACAGAUCGCCAUGGCCUCAUGGAACCCAGGCGGGUGGAGGAAUUCCAGAGUCGGCUGAUCACAUGCCUUAGAGACCACGUUUCCAGGAGCACUUCAGAUGCUGCUCGUCCAAACUACCUGUCCAGGCUGCUGGGGAAGCUUCCUGAGCUACGUACACUGUGCACGCAGGGCCUUCAGCGCAUUUUCUACCUUAAACUGGAAGAUCUGGUCCCGCCUCCUCCCAUCGUGGAUAAAAUUUUCAUGGACACCUUACCUUUCUGA